Molecule: messenger RNA, 1629 nt
Organism: Fonsecaea pedrosoi CBS 271.37
Lineage: Eukaryota; Fungi; Ascomycota; Eurotiomycetes; Chaetothyriales; Herpotrichiellaceae
Exons: 6
Coding region: 1-1629 (542 amino acids)
Source: RefSeq, a predicted model, not a curated record
AUGACCAUCGAGUUGGCGCCGUUUCCAUCAACCAAGGACUCGGUGGCAAAGAGGUACUCAAGAGCCCCAAAGUCCGUUGCUGAACUUGACACUCCACGUUACUGUUCAACUCCGCGUCGCGCAUAUAUGAUCAUACAGUUGGGCACGAUCACCACCUUGUCCGCGCACCCGGACACGCUCCUCCUCGUGAUCACGCUGGAUCGCAUCUCCACCAUCGUGAUCACCCCCGAGAACAUGUUCGCUAUCGUGUACAGCACCAUGUGGAUGCACAUGUACUUGUCGAUGUUCCGGCAGACGGUGUGGUGCCCGAGCUUGACCGCAAUCCCGUUCCUGCUGAUGUCCACGUCACUCUCGGUGUACGUGAACCAGUGUGUGUCCGCAACCAGCCUCAUCUUCAUGUCCAUGAUCACCUCGGGGUUGCAUAUCAAGUUCACGUACGAGUACCGCGCCUUCUCCUUAUCCACGGCCCUGAAGAUGGACGGAAACACGUCGCCCGCAAUGCUGAUGACGGGGUACUCGGACGUGUUGUCGCCGCCCCUCGAGAUGGUUGCGCGCCCGAUCAACCUCGCGAUUACCCAACACGAUCCUGGACUCGGGCAUGACGAUGGCAUCGAAGGCGUCCUUGUACACGCGGUGGUACACGCAUCUGAGGCCGUCACAGAACGUGCUGGUGUGAAAAUCCCCCCGGCGCCUCUCUUCGAUGCAGAAAGCGCGUCGGCGCUGGACGUGCAGACGUCGACUGCGCCCGUCCACAACGCCACCACCGUGGGCCAAUACCAAAUCUACCAGACGGUGUACCGGACCAACUGCACCAUCCUGGCCGUCGCGCCAUCCUACCGCUCUACUGAGUCCUGCCUAAACCGCGCCGCGUUGUACUGGGUGCGUCGGGCCGCGCACGAGCGCAUCGACGCGGGCUCCAAGCUCGACAAGGCCGGGUCGUCCGCUGCUAUGCGAUUUCUGAGAAUUCUCUCAUUCUUUCUCUGUUCCUUCUCCUCCGCGGUCUUCCCCCACCAGGCCGUUCCACAAGAAUGGAAUCUGGGCUGCGCAGAAAAUCACUGGAAAAACGAAGACUGGGACAAGAAGCAAGAGGAUGCCGAUAAGCUCAAGCACGGCCAUUGGAUACGGAGCAGAAGGGAGAGACUGGCACGCCGCGGACUGAGAACGAAAUACGACGGCUACUGGCUGCUCGGCAGGAAGAUCAGCCUGUCGCCCUUUGAGGUGGCUGAGGCGCUGCACUACUCGGCCGUGGUCGACGAGCGAACCGGCACCAGAGUGCCCUACAGUGUCCUCGACGUCGACGACGGGGAGAGGCCUGACCAGGUACCGCAGUCCGGCUUGAACCUCUCCGCCGACGAACCAGUCAAGGUCCCGGGUUCCUACAAAGUGUGCUACGGCGAGAUCGCGCCUAAUAUCCUCGGAUUGGCCCUGGUCGAGUAUACCGACACAGCCAAUGCGGGAAGACUCUACGAUCGAUUUUCAGAGUUGGAUAUGGUGUGCACAGUUCGCUCAUGUCGAAUUCCUCUACAACACAAAGUUCACGAGGCUGUCUGUCGGCUGUCGUGUAUCCUUGCCAGGGUUGGGCUACAGGAGAAGGAAAAGGGCAUUCGUGGAAACGGCCUGCGUGCUUGA